CAUCAAAUACUCUUUGCAUGAUGUUGAGUUAGUAUUCCCUUUAUAACAAAUGUACAAAACUCUUGACGCCAAUACUAUAGAACGAUAUAGAUACUGUAAGACUUAAAAUAUACAAUGAUGUCAUCAAGUGGAAUUCGAGAUAUUUGCUGAUAAAAGAAUAAACAAGCUUAUCUAGAAAAAAAAAGGUUUAUUGAUCCUUUUAAGAACAGUGAUUAAACAAAUCAUACAAUAGGUUAUUUAUUCAAACAAGAUAAAUUGAUUCAAUUCGUUACCAAAAGGGAAUAACGCAAAAUGAUUUAUAAUUAGCGUAUGUAUGGUGUAAUGAAGUCUCAAUGGGUUAUCUAUAUUCAAGUAUUCUGGUCCUCAUUUUAUGCAUAUAUACCAAGGAAACACAUAGUUCAAUAACAUGGUAUAUGGCUAACUCCCCAAUUGUGUUCGGUGGUGAUGUUGUGUUAUACUGCAAUGCCUCAAUUGUGGAUAAUUGCUGCACCAAUACGGCAACAUGGAUGAAAGACUUUGAUGUUAUUGUUCAUCAUGGAGCGUCAGCAGAUUCGUCUAAGUAUACAGAGGAACAAAACAGUGAUGGGUUUUCACUAGUAAUAAAAAGAUUUGAAAAAGAUGAUAUCAAUCACCAGUACACUUGCCUUUACGAUUUUUUCUCAUAUAGUGCAGUGCUGAAAAUAAACAAAAACAAUUACAAGUAUAUGCCUAAAGAAAACGAAACGCUAUCAAAUAUAACGAUGUUGGAUAACUUAAUUUUUGCAGAAAUCAUGUUUGACAUUGUAUAUCCAUCUCCAGAAUGUGUUCUUGUUGUAAAUGGAGACAAAAUGGCAACAAAUGUGACGGUAUCAGACGAAAUAUUAACAAGGCUAUUUUACAAACUGAAGCUCCGGCUUGUGUGUGAGAUACUCAAAAGUGAAUGCAUCGAUAGUAUUGCGAUUAGUUGUACAGUAGGAGGAGACCAGUUUGUCGAUCAUAAAAAUAUGUCUUAUUGUCCGGAUAUAACAACCUCCUUUAAUUCCACUGAAGAAUCGGAUUCAUUAUGGAAGACAGUUUUGCAAAUCACUUUUAUUUGCUUCGCCACUUUCUGCAUAGUUGUGGUUACAUGUGUGGUCAGAUGGAGAAAGAGAAGAAAAAGAAAACAAAAUUAUAUAUCUUUGGAAGGUGGCGUUGUACACUCUACGAAUAAUGUGAAUAGUCGUUCACGUAGGUUGAGAUCACAAUGUAAUAUGACUGAAGAAUUUGAAUUGAGUCCACUUAUUCAAGAACUUAUUCAAGAACAAGUACAUUCAGGUACAAACACCGAGGAGACAAAUAAAAGCUUACAAGAACAGGAGAUUAGAAAUGGUAUCACAUUUUUACUUUUUCGUAUUCUGAAUGAUAAAUUGCUGUAAUCAAAAUAUAAAUAUUGAUAUCGAAAUUAAUGAAACUUGGCAGUUUAAACACUUGAAAGCAUGAAUUCUUUCGCAUGUCGUUCCAUCCAUUCAAAACAAAAGGAAAUUAUUUCUACAUUUUACAUUUCAGUAACAAAAUUAUAUCAAAUUUUAUUCCGUCAGUUUGGACUGGUAAUAUACUUGUUAUACCUUUUGUUCCCGGGGUGUGGAUUUCAGUCCAUUUUGGAAGAUUUGUUUGGUAUUUCUCCCAGUAUACUUUAUUUUUUUAUGAAUUUUUUACAAUGACUUUGUUAUAUUGUUCCAAUUAUAAGACCUUACCAAUUUCCUAGACGAGGUUAUUAUUAUAUUUGUCAUUUUUUUACUGUACGGGUUAAUACGUUUUGUAACUAACCUGCCAUUAGCACUUUAUUCUGUUAAUCGAGUCAUUUUAGAUCUUAGCUAUAUCAAUAAUAAGGGCCUAGUGUUUGUUUUAUUUAAAGUAGAUUUUCCAAUUGGCAUCUUUUUAUUACACAAUAGAAUAAAAUGAAUGAAGUUAAACAUAUGAUUCCGAUAUUCUCGAACAUAAAAUGUUCCAAUUGACAUAUAUUGGAUACCAUCAGCCGUAAUUCUAAAUAAUAAUUACUUAUGUGGAGUUUCGGAUAUACCUUAGACUAUGAAUUUCCGAUAUUUUACCGUAUAGUCUUUCUAACUUUACUUCACAUACAAUCUAUGAUAUGUAGAACGUCUUUUUUUAUCGACGUAUUGGUGUUGUGAAAGUUGACGUAAAUUAGCAGGUUUUAAUUGGAAAAGAGAAAAGAGGAAAUGGUCCGGCUUUUUAAAUGAAAAUAUUUUUAGUGUAACCGAUUAAAAGGAUGUUGAUAAUCAGAUUUUGGUACAAUUGAGUAUUCUUUUAAUAUCGAAAAUUAAACAAUACAAAGACUUAUCAUAUUCCGAGUUUAGACUUUCAACGCAUUCAUCAAAGUGAGCAGUCAACUUAAUCAUAUCAUUUGAUGAAUGUUGAAGCGCCAUUCUUUGUACCAAGUACAUGUAUUGAACAUCAAAAGCAGAGUUAUUUGCGUCAUCAAUAAUGUUAAAUAAUCAAACACAUCGCU
Molecule: messenger RNA, 2485 nt
Organism: Mytilus californianus (California mussel)
Lineage: Eukaryota; Metazoa; Mollusca; Bivalvia; Mytilida; Mytilidae
Exons: 8
Coding region: 333-1394 (353 amino acids)
Source: RefSeq, a predicted model, not a curated record